Molecule: messenger RNA, 3554 nt
Organism: Medicago truncatula (barrel medic)
Lineage: Eukaryota; Viridiplantae; Streptophyta; Magnoliopsida; Fabales; Fabaceae
Product: pentatricopeptide repeat-containing protein At1g03560, mitochondrial
Exons: 2
Coding region: 55-1992 (645 amino acids)
Molecular function (GO): protein binding
Source: RefSeq, a predicted model, not a curated record
AAAGCCUUUCUCUUCUCUGAAAAUAAACCCCCUGAAGUGACUACUACAGUAGUAAUGAAAAGAAGAAUUCCCUUCCUACUUCAACAACCUUCACCUUCAACAACCACAUAUCUUUCCUCCAUUAACUUACUCCUUAAACCCCCAAAUCACUACAAUGCCACACCACCACCACCUUCUCAUCGCACCUUCAAAUCCCAUUCCCUCCCACCCCCAGAACUCAUCGAACCAUUCUCCGACCUCUCCGACGUCGUCGUUUCCUCUAAACAACCUUCUCCAUGGUUCACCCAAAUCCUCAACCUCCUCGACAAUUCCCCAACCAUGGAAUCAAAUCUCGAUUCCUUCUGCCACCAAUUCCUCAUCACUCUUUCCCCUUCCUUCGUCGCUCAUACUCUCCGUUCCCUUAACAACCACCACACCGCCCUUCGUUUCUUCUCUUGGGCUUCUCAUCAACGUAACUAUUCCCAUUCUCUCGAUUGCUACGUUUCGAUCAUUAACCUUCUCCUCAUCUCCCCCACCACCACCACCACGGCAGCCGCUUUAAACAUUUUCUCCGAAUUUCAACGUAACCGUCUCCCGCUUACACCACCUGCUGCUAAUUCCCUCAUUAAAAGCUUCGGUAACGCUGGUUUGGUUAACGAGCUUUUAUUUGUAUGGCGUGGAAUGAAUGAGCAAAACAUUCAACCAAGUCUUUUUACUUAUAAUUCGCUUUUGAAUGGACUUGUUGGUUCGUGUUUUAUCGAAUCAGCAGAGCGUGUUUUUGAUGCGAUGAAGGAAGGUAGAACAAAGCCUGAUGUGGUUACUUACAAUACUAUGAUCAAAGGGUAUUGUAAAGCGGGGAAAACACGGAAGGCGAUUGAGAUGGUUCGCGAAAUGGAGGUUAUUAACUUGGAGCCUGAUGUUGUUAGUUAUAUGACAGUAAUGCAGGCUUGUUAUGCUGAAGGUGAUGUUGAUUUUUGUUUGAGUCUUUAUCAUGAAAUGGAGGAUAAGGGAUUUGAAGUUCCUUCACAUGGUUAUAGUUUGGUGAUAUGCGGGCUUUGUAAAAUGGGAAAGGUUUUAGAAGGGUAUGCUUUGUUUGAGAAUAUGAUUAGAAAUGGUUGUAAGGGUAAUAAGGCUGUUUAUACUGCUUUGAUUGAUUGUUAUGGGAAGAGUGGGAAUUCGGAUGGGGCUUUGAGGUUGUUUGAGAGGAUGAAAAUGGAUGGGAUUGAACCUGAUGAGGUUACUUAUAGUGCUAUUGUUAAUGGGUUGUGUAAGAGUGGGAGAGUGGAGGAAGCUUUGAGUUAUUUUCAGUUUUGUAAUGAGAAUGGUGUUGUUGUUAAUGCUGUGUUUUAUUCGAGUUUGAUUGAUGGGCUUGGGAAGGCGGGGAGAGUUGAUGAAGCCGAGAAGGUGUUUGAUGAAAUGGCUGAGAAGGGAUGUCCGCCGGAUUCGUAUUGCUACAAUGCGCUCAUUGAUGGACUUUGUAAGUGUGGGAGGAUAGAUGAUGCUCUUGCGUUGGUAAAGAGGAUGGAGCGCGAUGGGUGUGAGCAGACUGUGUAUACGUUUACUAUACUUAUCAGUGAGCUUUUUAGGGUGCAUAGGAAUGAAGAGGCGGUCAAGAUGUGGGAUUUGAUGAUUGACAAAGGGAUAACGCCGAAUGUUGCCUGUUUCAGGGCUCUUUCGAUUGGAUUGUGUCUUUCGGGGAAGGUUGCGAGGGCUUGCAAAGUGUUGGAUGAGCUUGCACCUAUGGGGGUUGUUCUUGAAACGGCUUAUGAAGAUAUGAUUGGAGCGCUGUGUAAAGCUGGUCGCGUGAAGGAGGCUUGUAAGUUGGCUGAUGGAAUUGUUGAUAGAGGUAGAGAAAUACCUGGGAAGAUUAGGACCGUGAUGAUUCAUUCCUUGAGGAAAGCUGGGAAUGCUGAUUUGGCUAUCAAGUUGAUGCAUAGCAAGAUUGGUAUUGGGUAUGAACGAUAUCGGAGUGUUAAAAUGAGGGUCAAGUUUCAAACCCUUGUUGACAGUUGAAUUGAUUCAGGUAGGUAUCAUGUGGCACUUGAAAACAGCUAAAGGCCAAAGCCAGUUUUAGUUUGAAUGCGUUGGAGAUUGUUAACUAAAUGAUGUAGUAUUGGCUAUGAAGCAAUACUAAUUUAUAAUAGCAUGGAGUCAGUUAAACAAUUGCGGCAGGUUUCACCAAAAUACAGACAAAUAAGAGAGCUACACUGCACCAUCAGAAUGAUAUGAUUCCUAAUGUUGUGCAAUUAUUGUUAUUCCUUAUAAGAAAGCCAAACUGCACUAGUCUGAAUGAUGUGAUUCCUAUUAAUUAUAGCGUGCAGUAGCUUGAUCGAUUAUGUACCAUGUCUCAGAUGCAGGAGUCAUGAAAAUGUUGGUAUGUCUUUCUUACUAGUUCCCAUGUGAUGUAAGGGGGAAAAAAAUUCCCCUAUUGAAGUUGAAUGAAAUUGUUGUGUUUUAGCUUGAAGAUUCAUACAUUAACUUUUAAAUUCACCUGAAAUGACUGUGUUCUUAGCUUGAAAAUUCAUGUUAACUUUUCAUCUGUAUCUUGUGCUACUUGGUUGCUUUAGUAAUUCUUAUACCCUGUGUGAUAGCUAUGAAGAAUUUAUGUAGAGUUUGGAUGGUCGAUAAUACAUACAAUGAAGUUUUUCAACACUGCCAUUUCACGCCAACACAUAUGAAGUGUAGCAUGUUGCUUUAACUUCCAAUUGAGGUGUCCCCGUGAGCUUAGCUCAGUUGGUAAGGACAAUGCAUAAUAUAUGCAAGGUCCGGGGUUCGAAUCCUAGACACCACCAAAAAAAAACUUCCAAUUGAGGAUACAAUAGUUGAAGCAUGAUGAAAUUCACAUUCAUAUUAGGACCCUGUAGCAUGAUUUCUUCCCUUGACCACCUUAGCUUGAAAAUAUAUUUAGUUUCUCUCUCAUGCUUCUUCAUUUUCAGAUACUCCCACACACUCCACCAUCUCUCUGAUCACGGAAAAUACUCUCACAGUAAUUUUCUCUCGUGUACAACUCCUUCAUAUGAUUUUUGUUGUGUUUCAAAUAAUUCUGUUUUAUUCCUUUCCCUUGUUAUAUAUUUUUUUUUAUUGAAUGCAAGGUUUCAUUUGAAUAUAGUGUGGGUUGUAACAUGUAUACUCUUUGGAAACGUGUCCAUAAAGCUUUUGAAAUUGAGAUAUGGAGGCUAACACUUCCUUUGGAAAGAUAUUCAUGAGGUAUUUGAUACAUGUGAUGUAAUCUGUUAGCUAGAAGCGUGUGUAUAGCAACAGUUUCUAGUUAACAGCAAACCCCCUUCAUAUGGAGCUGUUGCCCUUUGAGUUGCCGGCCAAAAUGGGAAUUAUGCAUUUGGUACUUUGAUCUCUGAAAUUUUCAAUUUGAAACAUUGUCAUCAUAAAAUUGUGAGUUUGGAAACAAUGAUAGUGUUUCAGCAACAGUUUUAAAGUUUAAACAGUGUUGUUAAAUAGCAGCUAUAGCGGCGCUAGGUAGCUAUAGCGUAGCGGAAUUUGGAGAAACCACUAUUGUUCCAUAUACAUUAUUUAGUACAAAAUAUUGCCAAAUAACUGUUAUAGUGGCGCUAUAACAA